Molecule: messenger RNA, 963 nt
Organism: Phyllotreta striolata
Lineage: Eukaryota; Metazoa; Arthropoda; Insecta; Coleoptera; Chrysomelidae
Source: the annotation of a GenBank genome assembly
AUGAUCAUGAUGAACAUGCCACGUAGUUCAAAUUUUGGUUCUAGCGUAUUGGACGAAUGGGAAGGCUUUAAGAGCCAACACAACAAAUUGUACAAAAAUAUAGAAGACGAGAACUUACAUUUUGGAAUAUUCCAAGAGACGUUAAAGAAAAUUGAAGAUCACAAUGCAAAUUAUAGAGCAGGUUUGACCAGCUAUUUGAUGGGAGUCAAUAAAUUUUCUGAUUUGACACCGGAAGAAUUUAGCAAAUUUCUCGGACUCAACAGUUGCGAAAACUUACUCGGAAAUAGUCUCGGUGAAAAUCGAAGCAUCAGAUUCGAAGAACACAUUAGCUCUACUGAUCGAACUCUACCUGACAGAAUUGAUUGGAGACAGAAAGAAGCCGUUUUAAGAGUUAAGACUCAGGUAGACAAAACUUGCUGGGCAUUUGCUGCUACUGGAGCUUUCGAAGGACAAAACGCCAUCAUACAUGGAAAAAAAAUACCUUUGAGUGAACAAGAACUCAUAGAUAAUUGUCUAAGUUAUGGUUCUAGUAGAAGAAAUGGUGGUGAUUUGAUACAUGCCUACCAGUACGUGUUUCAUUAUGGAAUACAAUCCGAAGAAAGUUAUAUAAAUAAGCAACAGGAAGAACCCGUUUUACACAUUGAAGGAUAUAAGACAGUUAAAGAUACAGUUAAAGAUCUAAAAGAUGCAGUCGCUUUUGUUGGACCAGUCGCUGUCGCAAUGUUCGCUGAUGAAAAUACAUUUAAACAUUAUGGAACAGAGUUUUGGGAUCUUUACUAUAACCCCGAUGUAAAGUUGAACCAUGCAGUACUAAUCGUAGGUUAUGACCAAGAGCCAAAACCGCACUGGAUUGUCAAAAAUUCUUGGGGUGCCGAUUGGGGAGACAACGGCUAUUUCAAAGCCAAUAUAGGGACUGAUUCAACCAACUUUGCUCGUUUUGGAACUUAUCCAAUUAUUAAAUAA